UAUCAACUAUUAAUUUCUUCAUUAAAUUCUAAUCAUUUUCGUUUGUUCGAUAUUAAAGAAUUAUUUUUCUGUCGCAGUAGAAACAUACGUGACAUACUUUUACAGGAAAGAGGAAUAUAUUAAAACGGUACUUUCACAUUGUGUAUUCUAUUGAUUGCGAAUAUACGUUUUGGUGUCAAAUCAACUAAUCUUCAAUGUUAAUACAUAAUAAAAUGUGUAGUAAUGGUGAUACAAAAUCGAAUUUUAAUAUAGAUGCAAACUUCAUAACAACAGAUACGAAAAGAAUGAGAAGGAAGAGAAAGGUUUUACAUUGUUACAUUUAUAUUUUAAUAUAAAUUUAAUUAUACAAGUUAUUAAUAGAAAACUAUUCAUUUUGUUUUUGUUUUCAGCAAGAAAUGGAGAAAUUAAAUAUUUUUAAUAAACUACAAUUAACAUUCAGGCUAUUUUUAUGGUUUAUGUCAUUUGUAGUGCUAUUAAUUAGCAUAUUCUAUUAUUUAUAUAUUCAGUCACCUUUGAAAAAGUUUGACAAAGAAAGAAUCGAUGAUGAAAGACCAACGUAUUAUGUUCUUAAUAGAAACAAUGAUUCCAUCGAUCAUUUAAAUAAUAUAUUUACGGUAUUAAAUGGUAUCGGAUUUAAACGUACUAACGAUGAAACUAAUUGGAAUCUUUUGUGGUCGCAUGAAUAUCCGUUUCUAACAUUAGCUCCAAUUUUACAAAAUUUAAAACCUCAUCAACUUAUCAAUCAUUUUCCUGGCUGCGGUUAUAUCACAAACAAGAAACAUUUAUCUACGUCCGGAGUAUUCUAUUUACCUAAAUCGUUUAGGAUUCCACAGGAUAGAAAUAAAUUUCUCACACAUGCCAUUCUAAAUCCAAAUAAAUUAUGGUUGAAAAAGUCUAAUAACCAUCGUGGUAUAAAGAUUGUUAAAGCUUCUGAUAUAGAUUACAAUGAUUCAGAAUCUUUUAUACAAGAUUUUAUAGAUAAUCCAUUCCUCAUCGAUGGUUAUAAAUUUGAUCUAGGUGUAUAUGUAGUAUUUACAUCUAUUGAUCCACUCAGAGUAUAUAUUUACAAAGGAGAUGUCUUACUUAGAUUCUGUACAAUAAAGUAUGAACCAUUUGAUAGCAGUCAAGAGGAUUCAUACAUUAUUAGCGAUGAAUACCGACCUAUUUGGGAAGUACCAUCUCUGAAUGAUUAUUAUAUUCGUUUGGGAUAUUCAAUGAAAGAUUCAUUAUAUGCAUAUAUGAGAUCAAUAGGAAAAGACUUUGAUAAUAUCUGGAAUCAAAUAAAAAAAGCAAUACAAGAAAUAGCAAUUAUGAAAGAAAGUUUAAUGAAAGAAAGCAUCCAACGUUAUGGUAAUCAAAGAAAUUAUUUCGAAUUGGUCAGAUUUGACUUCAUUAUUGAUAAAGAUAUGAAAGUGCAUGUGAUGGAAGCAAAUAUGUCUCCCAAUUUAUCAUCCGCUCAUUAUCCUCCUAAUCAAUUACUUUAUGAACAAGUUUUAUUUAAUUUAUUCUCACUCAUCGGUAUUAACUCAAGGGUUAAACAAACUCGUGUAAAAAAAUCGCCUGAAACAAGAGGCCAAUUCGUACAAGAAAUGGAAGUAGCGUCUAAAAAUUUAGCAGUAUUACCGCACAUUUGCAUAACAUGUCACGAUUGUUUAAAAAUGGAAUGUCAACUUUGUAUACCGUGUAUGACAGAAGAAAUUAAACACAUUUUAAUUCAAAGUUAUAAAGAACAUCAAAACAAGUUGGAUUUUCAAAGGAUAUUUCCACCUUCUCCACUCAAUCAUACAGUAUUUAAUGAAUAUUCACUACAAAAUCAAUUGCUAAUAAAAUGGUAUCAAGGUAAAUGUGCUAACGAUCCCUUGUGGUGCAUGUCUUAGUAUAAGGUAUAUAGGUAAUAAGGUAUAUAGAAUAAUUUUUAAAUGAACUGCACGAACAAGUAUAAAAACACAUAAAAAUGAGGAUUCUUGUUAUUUAUA
Polistes canadensis is the source of this 1976-nucleotide messenger RNA. RefSeq names its product tubulin polyglutamylase TTLL6 (gene TTLL15). The coding region runs from base 396 to 1877 and encodes 493 amino acids. The record is from RefSeq and is a predicted model, not a curated record. Gene Ontology annotation, biological process: protein modification process. Lineage: Eukaryota; Metazoa; Arthropoda; Insecta; Hymenoptera; Vespidae. The transcript is spliced from 3 exons.